GGGCUUCCAGCGCCCCCGGGCGCCCCGCGCUUGCCUGGUGGAGCUUAGCGCAGCUCGCCCCGCCGGCGGGCGGGGCAGACACUGGGCUUCUGUGUGCAGCCGCAGCCGUGCGCUGGCGGGCGCCCAAGCCCGGGCCACGCCGCCGAGCCUGGCGGGACGCACGCUGAGCGCCGACUUUGGUGGCAGGCUCUGCCCGGAGCUGUCCCAGCAGACGCCGGCGUGGGGAGCCGGGGCGGACGCGCCGCGGGGUUGGGGCUGCUACUGCGCCUACGGGAGAUCCCCGGGCUCGGCCGGCCGGAGGAGGCAUGGCCUCGGCGUUCACGUGCGGCGUGGAGGACCUGCUGUUCAGCGGCAGCCGCUUCGUGUGGAACCUGACAGUGUCCACGCUGCGGAGAUGGUACACCGAGAGGCUGCGGGCGUGCCACCAGGUGCUGCGGACGUGGUGCGGGCUGCGGGACGUGUACCAGAUGACAGAAGGCAGACACUGCCAGGUGCACCUCCUGGAUGACAGGAGACUGGAGCUGCUGGUCCAGCCCAAACUUUUGUCAAGGGAAUUGCUGGACCUUGUGGCUUCACAUUUCAACCUGAAAGAAAAGGAGUAUUUUGGAAUAACGUUUAUAGAUGACACAGGUCAGCAGAACUGGCUGCAGUUAGAUCUCCGGGUUCUGGACCAUGACCUGCCCAAGAAGCCAGGACCAGCCAUCUUGCACUUCGCUGUCAGGUUCUACAUUGAAAGCAUAUCGUUUCUAAAGGAGAAAACCACCGUGGAGCUGUUUUUCCUGAAUGCAAAGACCUGCGUACACAAGGGUCAAAUCGAAGUGGACAGCGAGACCAUCUUCAAGCUAGCAGCUCUAAUUCUGCAGGAAGCCAAGGGAGAUCAUACCAGUGAUGAAAAUGCUAGGAAAGAUUUAAAGACACUGCCAGCCUUCCCAACCAAAACUCUCCAGGAGCACCCUUCCCUGGCAUACUGUGAGGACAGAGUGAUUGAGCAUUAUCUGAAACUCAAAGGCCUGACCCGAGGCCAGGCAGUGGUUCAGUAUAUGAAAAUAGUAGAAGCUCUGCCAACUUACGGAGUGCAUUACUAUGCAGUAAAGGAUAAACAAGGACUUCCUUGGUGGCUUGGCAUCAGCUAUAAAGGAAUUGGCCAGUAUGAUUUGCAAGAUAAGGUGAAGCCUCGGAAGUUAUUCCAAUGGAAGCAGCUGGAGAACUUAUAUUUUCGUGAGAAAAAAUUUGCUGUUGAGGUUCACGAUCCACGAAGGAUUUCAGUGUCUAGAAGAAGCUUCGGGCAGAGCGGCCUUUUUGUGCAAACCUGGUAUGCAAGCUCGUCCCUCAUCAAGUCCAUCUGGGUAAUGGCCAUCAGCCAGCAUCAGUUUUACCUGGACCGGAAGCAGAGCAAAGCAAAAAUUCCUUCAGCCAGGAGUUUAGACGAUAUCGCGAUGGAUCUGACAGAGACAGGAACGCAAAGGGUGUCUAAACUGGUGACGCUGGAGGGCAAAAGUCAGUUCAUCAUGGCCAGCAACGGCAGCUUAAUAUCCUCAGGUUCUCAAGACUCAGAAGUCAGUGAAGAGCAAAAGCGGGAGAAGAUCCUGGAGCUCAAGAAGAAGGAGAAAGCGUUACAAGAAAAACUCCUGAAAAAAGUCGAGGAGCUGAAGAAGAUCUGUCUGCGUGAGGCCGAGCUCACCGGCAAAAUGCCAAAGGAGUAUCCGCUCAAGGCCGGCGAGAAGCCCCCUCAGGUCAGGAGGCGCGUGGGGACCGCAUUCAAGUUAGAUGACAACUUGCUGCCAAGUGAAGAGGACCCAGCUUUGCAAGAACUGGAGAGCAAUUUUCUAAUACAGCAAAAGCUGGUGGAAGCUGCAAAGAAACUUGCCAGUGAGCCAGACCUUUGUAAAACUGUGAAGAAAAAACGAAAGCAAGAUUACAUGGAUGCAGUGAAAAAGCUCCAGGAGAUUGAAAAUGCAAUAAAUGAAUAUCGAAUUCGAUGUGGAAAGAAACCCAGCCAGAAAGCAGAGGACAUCAUCCCAUCAGAGAGUAGCUCCUUGUCUGACACCACCUAUGAUGAUGCCAGUGAAGCCUUCAGUCCUGCUGGGCAGCGACCAAAUUCAGUACCCCACUCUCCAAGAAUCCUCCCCCCCAAGUCUCUUGGUAUCGAGCGGAUCCAUUUCAGAAAGUCAUCCAUCAAUGAGCAGCUGGGGGACGCCAGGCACUCCAGAGAAAUGCUGUCAACACAUAGCAGCCCUUACAAAACCCUGGAGAGGCGGCCCCAAGGCGGACGGAGCAUGCCCACCACACCCAUCCUCACCCGCAACGCCUACAGCAGCAGCCACUUGGACCCAGAAUCUGCCUCUCAGCACUGCCGCCAGCGGAGUGGGAGCCUGGAGUCCCAGUCCCGCCUGCUCGCGGAGAUGGACGAGAAGCCAUUUUUCUCCCUGUCUAAAUCCCAAAGAAGCAGCAGCACCGAGGUCCUGGAUGACGGGUCUUCCUACACCAGCCAGUCCAGCACGGAGUACUACUGUGUGACCCCCACUGCCUCCGCCGCACCCUAUUACACCACACAGACUCUGGAUACACGUGCCAGAGGGCGCAGGAGGUCGAGGAAACAGAAUGUCGCUGCUUCCAAUUCAGGCAGCAUGCCUAACCUGGCACAGAAGGAGAGCGUGAGGAAUGGUGUUUACUCGAAGAGUCAGGAGCCAUCCUCUUGUGGUUACUAUAUCUCGGGGUAUGCGCCGUACGCAGAGUGUGACCUUUACUACAGUGGUGGCUACAUCUAUGAGAAUGACACAGAGGGACACUACAGUGUCAAUCCUUCCUACAGAUCCUCAGCUCACUAUGGAUACGACCGCCCAAGGGACUAUAGCAGAUCCUUCCAUGAGGAUGAGGUGGACCGCGUGCCCCAUAACCCAUAUGCAACUCUGCGGCUGCCCAGGAAGGCUACCGUGAAAUCUGAGCACAUCACCAAAAACAUCCACAAGGCCUUAGUUGCAGAGCACCUGCGUGGCUGGUACCAGCGGGCCUCUGGGCAGAAGGAUCAGGGGCACAGCCCACAGACUAGCUUUGACUCUGACAGAGGGUCCCAGCGAUGCCUAGGGUUUGCCGGUUUGCAGGUCCCCUGUUCUCCAAGCAGCAGAGCAUCCUCGUACUCUUCAGUGUCUUCUACAAAUGCUUCUGGGAACUGGAGGAGCCAAGUGACAGUAGCGCUGUCCGACUACGAGACUCCCGCACAUUCCCCUUACACCAGCUGCUACGGCAGCGUCUACAAUGCUUUGCCCUCUCCGAGCAGACCGUACACGGAGACCAGACACCUGGACAGCAGUGCAGAUGGAAGCCAGGUGGAGGAUGAGCUGGAGAGUAGUGAGCAGAGGCUCUUUUGGCAUGAAGAUUCAAAGCCUGGAACAUUAGUCUGAAGUGCAGUUGGACCUCCGGACCCCACGCUGCAUUCUUACACUGGUGUGCCUUGCAACACAUAUUCGUCUUCCGAGGAAGCUGUCACUUUAGGACCCUGACGGCAUCCAAGGCUGCCGAGACGACUCCCAUUGUCCAAAAAGGAACUGCACACUAAGCCCCAAGAGCCCCUGAAUGAGGACAUGCCUUCCAACUCCAGGCACUAACCUGACACCAAGGAACCCCUGUCAAGAGAGGGCUCAGUUUGAAGCCCUUAUCUGUAGCAAGCACUUUUGAGGGGAGUGGAAAUUGUCAAAGGCAAACCUCUGAACUGUGAAGGUGCAUUCAGGGAAGGUGUCCCAUGGAAAGAAGGAUGGGGGCAACUUCAGAGCACAAUUCAGUGAUGGCAGAAGGGGAGCCAGAAGCUCCUGAGUCACGGCUCACCCAACCAAGGUUGAAGUCGUGAGCUGGUGAAGAACGGCGUGCUUUUUCUACACAGACUUGGAUGAUUUAGACAGUAUUGGAAAAUUACUUGAAGAGAAGUCAGAUUUUCAUGAAGUUUUGAGUGAGUGUACAUGUUUUUAAGUGUACAUAUUAUAAAGAGUGAUGUUUUCCAUAAGCACCAUCAUGUGGGUUCUAAACGACUCACUGCUGUAGCAUCCCGUACUAUAACUUUAUGGUAGCAGAUUGGCAACAGUGAGGCAGCCCACUGAGUAAGGGACAGACUCUGCUGGGACUCUUCCAGGGUACCUUAUCCCUGAGCUCCUACUUUCUUUCUCCAUCUCUUGCAUGAUGAGCUGCUGCCCAGGCUGGUCACUCUCUGCCUUGGUUUCAUCUAGUAGAGUUGGUGGGGAAAGCCGUCAUAAUCUUGAUUUUGGAAAAGUAUUUUAAGGUGGUACAAAAAGGGGCCUACAACAGUACAAAGCCACAUCAUUAUAGAUGCAUUGUGUGCCUUACAAUGGUGAGCAUUAGAAAAUUAAACCUAUUUGUCUGGAUUCCACAAGUAGUUGUGAGUCAUCAAGUGACAAAAACAAGAUUAGAAUUAAAAGAAAAAA
Octodon degus (degu) is the source of this 4433-nucleotide messenger RNA. RefSeq names its product FERM domain containing 4B (gene Frmd4b). Gene Ontology annotation, biological process: establishment of epithelial cell polarity. Bases 306 to 3401 code for a protein of 1031 amino acids. NCBI's taxonomy places the organism in Eukaryota, Metazoa, Chordata, Mammalia, Rodentia, Octodontidae. The record is from RefSeq and is a predicted model, not a curated record. The transcript is spliced from 23 exons. Gene Ontology annotation, cellular component: cytoskeleton; bicellular tight junction; adherens junction.